UCAAAACACGUGCAAAAUUAUCAUUAAACAACUGCCAUUUUUUUAAACCCAAAAAAAAAAAAAAACAAAUUUAAACAAAAAAUCUUAAAAAAAAGCUUUAAAGCUUCAUUAAGUGUUUGAUUUUUCUGUGUGUUGUGUGCUUAAUAAAAAGCCUUCAAAAUUCUAGAUAAAGUGGCCUCAAUAGGCGCCAACACGCUUAAUUUCACUGAUUUAGGGAGCCCCUACGAGGGGCCUCCCAGUACACCACAAUCCGGCAUGGAUGCACCGGAUGCUCCGCAUACCCCCAAAUAUAUGGAUGGUGGUUCGACUACGAGUAUAACACCCGGCGCUGGUUCUGGCGGUGGUGGUGCCAGUGGGCCCACCGGUGGUAAUAUACCGGGUAAAUCGGCUUUCGUCGAACUGCAACAGCAUGCUGCCGCGGGUUACGGCGGCAUACGCAGUAGUUAUCAACAUUUUGCUCCACAAGGUGGUCAAGAUUCUGGUUUUCCCAGUCCACGCAGUGCUUUAGGUUAUCCAUUCCCGCCCAUGCAUCAAAAUACCUAUUCAGGUUAUCAUUUAGGCAGUUAUGCGCCGCCCUGUGCAAGUCCACCAAAGGAUGGUAAGUGUUUUAAAGUUGUUAUUAGGUUAAGGGUCUGAAGACUUUUUUAAAUAGAAAUCAAAAGCUUUAGAAAAGAGCUUAGCCACAAAGUGCUUCCAAGUAAGCGUUGAAUUAAGUACUUCUAAUAAGUAA
Molecule: messenger RNA, 730 nt
Organism: Lucilia sericata (common green bottle fly)
Lineage: Eukaryota; Metazoa; Arthropoda; Insecta; Diptera; Calliphoridae
Product: homeotic protein distal-less-like
Exons: 2
Coding region: 256-636 (126 amino acids)
Source: RefSeq, a predicted model, not a curated record